AUGGAAAUCGACUUGCAACCUGUGGAAGAGAUCGAUUUUACCAACUCCGAGAGAGCCAUUUUCAACGUCCUCAAGGCCACUCUACAGUACCCUGCCAAUCCGCAAACCAAAGGAUUGAAACUUGCGGACGACAUCGACUUCUUCUGCAAAUCAGCAGAAGGAGAGGGUGCUGUCAGUGCAAUCCUGUGGGAUGUUUGGGGGGUCAUCGUUGAGAUAGUCUCCCGAAUUCCGCCAGGGCAUCCAUGGCAGACCAGCCUCGUGCAGUCCCUAGAUACUCUACGCCGGCGAGACGGAUCCGCUUCUGCACAAAACAAGGACCUCCCGAAUCUGUCGGCCUGCAUGAGAGAACAAUGGAACGAUCCGACCUAUACUGGUGAGGAUGUGGGUGAGGAGUUCACCAAGUGGGAAAACUUGAACUCCUUUGUAGCACGACUUACGAAAGCUGGAUUCGCACCUUGGCUCAAUUUCCCCAUCUGGCAGCUCAGGAUGACUCUCGAAGAGCCGCCGGUGAAGGGAGCUGCAAUGGCUUGCCGCUUGCGUGUGGCGACAGAGUGGGUCAUCCACUGCGCAGAUGCUAUCUUCGAGGAAAUCAACUCGAAGGAGGAGCUCGACGAGAGCUUAGCUCGGGCCCUCAGAACAGGCCCGCUCUAUGAAGGGAAGCCACCUCUGAGCAUCGAGCGGUGGGACUUCUGGAAGAAGCGGUUCUCCGAGACUGAUGACGAUCUGGGCAAUUUGGAGGUUGACAUUGCCAUAUCUGGGCAGAUUUCAGAUGCUUUGAGGAGUAUGGAUGCUGUGGGCAAGUAA
Messenger RNA from Lasiodiplodia theobromae, 804 nucleotides. RefSeq lists its product as uncharacterized. The transcript is spliced from 3 exons. The record is from RefSeq and is a predicted model, not a curated record. NCBI's taxonomy places the organism in Eukaryota, Fungi, Ascomycota, Dothideomycetes, Botryosphaeriales, Botryosphaeriaceae. Bases 1 to 804 code for a protein of 267 amino acids.